Molecule: messenger RNA, 1937 nt
Organism: Haliotis rufescens (red abalone)
Lineage: Eukaryota; Metazoa; Mollusca; Gastropoda; Lepetellida; Haliotidae
Exons: 8
Coding region: 86-1258 (390 amino acids)
Cellular component (GO): plasma membrane
Molecular function (GO): protein binding
Source: RefSeq, a predicted model, not a curated record
GUAUCUCGCACUUACGUCUGUAGAUGUCAUUUGACAACAUCAAAGUUCAGAUCGCACCACUGAUAUCCCGUGUACUUUUCACAUCAUGACGGCUUCACAAGGGUAUAGCAUAAGCAUGGCACUCAAUUUAUAUAACGUCAUCUGCAUGAUUGUACUAAUAACAAUGAACGAGGGCAAGACUCCGACUGAGGACACGGAAAUCACACCAUGUCUAAGACGAAAUUACUACAUUGGAAAUGAAACAGCGCGGAUUAAUGUGCAGGAAGUGACGUCAUCAAAAAGCACGUUCUGUGUCCUGGAAUUGAACUCUGAUCCUGGAACUCACAUUUCCUUGAAUAUUCGUUACGUGUCACGUGAUCACAAGGCCGCAAACUGUUUCCAGAACUAUGUUCAUAUUGGCAACGAUGGCAGAAGAAUCAACGAGGUGUCAAUGACGUCAUACCGGUUUUGUAAUGGCACGUUCAAGGAAGAAAUUGUGUCUCGUCAGAAUUAUCUAUGGGUUGUUUUCAAAAUGUCCUCUCUACCGGAGGACUUCCAUAUUAACGUUUCCUCAAGUGUCAGAGUGACGUGUAACGGCAGUAUGUUCCAGUGUUCUCCCGUGCAGUGUGUCGGCAAGGACACCCUCUGUGACGGCAAGCGUGACUGUGUCAACGCGAGAGACGAGUUUUGCCACAAAUUGCCCCCUCCUGACUCGCCAUGCUUCCAGUGUUCUAAUGGCGUGUGCAUCAGACCACAACUCCCCCGCUACAACCUCGACUACGGCAAGACCCUGUGGUACCUCUGCGACGGCGUCCGGCACUGCCCCGACGGCACCGACGAGAGGAAGGAUAUUUGCUACCGCAUAAGAGGAAGAAAAUUGGGCACCAUAUCAUGUAUACCCAAUGACGUCACAGAUCACCAUAACAACCCCGUGCUGAUGUGGAACAACGUGGUCUGUAAUGGCGAGCGUGACUGCUACUACGGGGAAGACGAAUCCGAGGACCUGUGUCCAACAAGUGUUGACGAUGUCGUUUUCCAAAUCAACCCAGUCGCCGUCGGUUUUGCUUCGGUGUUCCUAGUUGCCGUGGUGGCUGUGGCAGUCGCUAUUAUUAUGUGUGGACGACGGAAAGGAAGACGUAGUAACAUUGUCGUUUCAGAAGGAUGUCCGACGUCGAACACAGAUUUUAGCCAAUCAGAACCCGAGGAGCGGGUCCCGCUCCAAAGUGAUAUCGAGGCUGUAGUGUUUGAUACGGUGGGCUUGCGGCAGACUAUUCUGUGAUUGUAGAGACUCUAUUCAAGUAUGGCCGGCAGUCUACUUACCAUGAAUGUAUAUGUAAUGCAUGGUACCAUACCAUUGGGUGCUAUGGCGUUAUUCUAUGUGGAAAGGUUGAGAAGUCUCAUAGCGACAAUAGUCUUCAAAUACCUGGCCUUCUCAUGGUCCAUGAUAAGCGGAGGAAAUCAUGGGUAACAUCAUGGCAGGGACACCAGAAAUGGCUUCACACAUUGAACCCCUGUGGAGAAUCGAACCCGGGCCUUCGACGUGACCAGCCAACACUGUGACCCAUACGCCUUAUUUUGGUAUGCGUAAGGGAAGUGAGUGAGUGAGUUUGAUUUUACGCCGCAAUAUUCCAGCAAUAUCACGGCGGGGACACCAGACAUGGGCUUUACACAUUGUACCCAUGUCGGGAAUCGAACCCGGGUCUUCGGCGUGACGAGCAAACGCUUUAACCACCCGACUGUCCCGUAAGGGAAGAAAUAUGUAUAUUGUACACAUUAUUGACACCGGGAUAAGCUACAGUUUAAAUUAUUUUACUUGUGUGGACUGACUGAAAAAAACAGAUAUCCCAGACAGCUUUGAACAGUUAUAAUAUGAUGCGUCGGCAUGGUGUGGCAAGAAGCCCAGACGUGAUGCAGGACUUGGGCGUUUAUCUUGUUAAAGAAUAAAAGACUAUGACGAA